AUGGCUUCCGCACGCAACGAGUACCGAUCGUGCACUGCGCGGACGUCGCUCGCCACACUCAACAACACGAGCAGCAGCACGGGCAGCAGCACGAGCAACACGAGCAGCGGCAACGCCAACAGCCACGAGCUCGUGCUGGCGGUCGAUGGCACACACGAGUGGCCCCGUCCCAGCUGCACCUAUGUCCCGUCCGACCUCAUCACUGCAGCCAGCCUGUGGCAGAUGAGCACGCCCGAGAUGGACCGCCGCGCCGAUCCCAUCAGGAAGCUCGCCAGCAAUCUGCAAGCCACUCAAGGAUCCGCCGCAGCCCAGCCAACAACCCAGCCAACCCAGCCAACCCAGCCAACCGCCGCAGAGCGUGAAGCACUGCUCAAGCAACGGCAAGCAAUACUACUCGAGAUGGAAAAGUCGCUGCCUGGAUUCAAGACGUUCAACAGGAUUGACCUGCCAACCCUCGCCAGCUGUCCACACGUGCCGCGUGAGACGGACUUGCCGUCGAGCAAGGUCAUGGACUACUGGUGGAGCAUGGAGGGCUGCCAUGUCACAGAGAGCGUGGACGCCGCGACGAUGCUCUUCCGCGCCGCCUGCGAGAGCAAGCAAGCACUGGUCGACCUGAUGGCGGGCUCCGGCAAGACGAUCAACGCACGCGACGCCGACGGAGUGACUGCUCUGCACCUGGCUGCGCUGCAUGGCAAUGCGGAAUGCGCAGCGCUUCUGAUCAAGCAAAACGCAAUGGUCAAGGCCGUCGAUGAGAGUGGUGCCACGCCGUUGCACUACGCGAGCGCUCAAGCAAAGCAAGACGUCAUCCGUGUCCUGCUGAACGCCGGUGCCAUCGUGAAUGCCACCGACCACUUUAUGCAGACGCCCCUGAUGAAGGCGACCAUUGCCGGCCAGAUCCAGAGCAUCAGCACACUGUUGGCCGCCCACGCAUCUGUCAAACCCAAAGACCUGUAUGGCCUGACCGUCCUCGACCUUGCUGUCCACGCCGGGAACCAAGCCGCAUACGUCAAGCUUGGCGGAAAGGCGGCUGCAUUUCCAGCAGCUGUUGCCGCUAGCGGCAGAUCGGAGCCUCCCAAAGCAGAGAAUGCGAAACCCGCCGAAUCCUCGAAAAGCAGCAGCGAUUCGUCAAGCGCCAGCCAAGCUACCAAGCCAACCAACCCUUCCAACAGCAACAAGAAGCCCACCACCAGCAGCAACAGCACCGCCACCGCCACUGCUACAGCUACGGCUGCAACUACGGCCACAGCCACAGCCACCAGCACCAGCGCCACUCCAGCUCCCGGCACCGACAACAACAACAACAACAACAACAACAACAAAAGCAAUGCCACGCCAACCAAAGCAGCCGAGCCCCAUGCACCCAAACCAACCAAUGCAUCAGGUGCGCACGUCCGCAAAAUGGAAGCCCCUUUCGACAAAAUCGAAAUCUGCCAGCGCGAUUGGACUGCCGAGUUUGCUCAGUUGAGCCAGGAAAAGCUACCACUGAGCUGGGUGCAGUUGCCCAAGACCAACAUGGCCAUGCUGGUGGGCAAGCCAUCUGAUUUGAGCGCCAUUUCGCAAAACGUCCCGCUCCUUCCUGCAAUUAUCGAGGUUCCUCGCAUGGCAGUGCAGAGUCUCAACAACGACGCCCCUUCCAGUCACGAGUCUGAUUUUGCUGCCAUCGCCCUUCAGGCCAAGCUGUUGACCACCUCCGUGCGUUCACCGAUUGACAUUGUCGACCCUCCAGCUCGAGACAAGGGAACGCUGCGGACGGCCCUGUUCCAUGCUUGCAGCAUGACCUACUUUGACGAAGUUUCGUUCGCCCGAUUGCUGCUUCCAUACUGGGAUGCCGCGAACAAUCGACCCAUUGCCAAAGUCGUGGAAGUGAAGGAUGCCUUCGGGCAGACACCGUUGCACGCGCUGGCCAUGACAAACGACACCACCAGCGUCCAGCGCUUGCUCCUCUUGCUCGCCCAUGGUGCCAACCCUAUGACCUUGAACGCCAGCGGGCAGUCUCCACUCAUGCUUGCAUCACUGAUGGAUCGGCCAGCCUUGGUGUGGAUGCUUGCGUUGUGCUGUACCGAGCUCAAUCUCGCCAAGGUUUGCACCGACUUUCAAAUGUCGUACGAUAUCGGCACGACUCAGCCCCAGACCUACGUGCAAAACCGCGAGUCUCUUCGGCGCAUUGCCCGCAUGCUGACCGUGAGGGCGUCGACAUCGCGCUCGUCCGUAUUCUUGGCUGUCGGGCCGCUUGGCGUUCCUUGCCCCGCCGGCUCGUCAACGACGAUCUGCUUGACCGAGGCAAACUACCAUUGGUUCGGGCCGUUCGAACACGACGACGUCAAGUCUCUAGUCCGUGACACGAUGCCCACCAUCCAGAUCCGCUCCACGGCGCCCGCAGGCGUCCGACUCAACUGCGGCGGCCUGUCCAAGACAGGCUGCAAGAGAUUGCGGCUUCCUUUGACAUGGACAAUCUCGGAAUCCGAGCUGCCGCCAGAAGGCACCAAGCAGACGUCUGACUCUGGGGCCGCGGCCAACAGUGCCAAGUCCACUGCCAAGUCCGCCCCCGCGAAAGGCAAGACAGACGCACCCAUCAGCGAGUCCGACAAGGCAAAGAUCAAAGUGUUGCAACAUUCCAUCAGCAAAGCAAAAGAGUCAAUCACGUAUUAUCGCGACGCUGUCAACACUCAGCAGACUCGUCAGCAACAGAUUCGAGAUCGUCUCCGCGUCCUUGCCGACACGCGCAGAAUCAUCGGCGACGAACUUCGCAACAUCCUUGAGAUUGCCUCUGGCAGUUCUGGCGAUACCAGAGCGUCCAUGAUCGAGGAUGCCGAGGAGGAGCUGUCCAAGUUGAUGGACGUGAUUCAGACCCUGGAUCGUGAGUUGGCGUCCAUGCCUUCCAUCCCGCCUCCGCUGUAA
Messenger RNA from Capsaspora owczarzaki ATCC 30864, 2898 nucleotides. RefSeq lists its product as hypothetical. The record is from RefSeq and is a predicted model, not a curated record. Gene Ontology annotation, molecular function: protein binding. NCBI's taxonomy places the organism in Eukaryota, Filasterea, Ministeriida, Capsasporidae. The transcript has 3 exons. Bases 1 to 2898 code for a protein of 965 amino acids.